Glycine soja is the source of this 1005-nucleotide messenger RNA. RefSeq names its product transcription factor MYB30-like. The transcript has 3 exons. The record is from RefSeq and is a predicted model, not a curated record. Bases 75 to 845 code for a protein of 256 amino acids. Lineage: Eukaryota; Viridiplantae; Streptophyta; Magnoliopsida; Fabales; Fabaceae.
AACAAAUAAAAGCGAGGGCAGUGGUGCUUCAUUUCCAGCUUGCGGGAAUUAAUAAUAGUCACAACACAAAUAAUAUGGGGAGAGCUCCUUGCUGCGAGAAAAUGGGAUUGAAGAAAGGAUUAUGGACUCAAGAAGAAGAUCUGAUUCUCAUCCAUCAUAUCAACACACAUGGCCACAAAAAUUGGCGUGCCCUACCCAAACAAGCUGGGCUGUUGAGGUGUGGAAAGAGUUGCAGACUCCGGUGGAUAAAUUAUUUGAAGCCAGAUAUUAAACGGGGCAACUUUACCAGAGAAGAAGAGGACAUGGUAAUCCAGUUGCAUGAAACGUUGGGGAACAGAUGGUCAGCCAUAGCAGCAAAAUUUCCGGGGCGCACAGACAACGAAAUAAAGAAUGUGUGGCACACCCACUUGAAGAAGAGGCUGCCCCAACAGGCAAAACAAAAGCAACAGCAAAAGCUAUCUUCCUUGGACACCCUAAAUUCCAAACAACAACCCGUGAAUCUUCCCACAGAGGAGAAGAAGCCACUAUCUCCCCCACAGUGUGUAAGUAGUAGCAUGUCAACCCUCACCACUAGUAGUGACACCACCACCAACGAGCAUAAUAGUAAUCAUCAUCACGUGCCCAUGAUGAAUAACAGUACUACUGCUCCUGAAUCGCUGGACGAUGAUUUCUGGUCUCAAGUUCUCUCGGCUGAUAAUAAUAAUUCCGAUGCCACCACCAGUUUUCCGGCCACUGGCACCGCGGCUGACGGGAAGUUCCAAGGGGUCCAUCCAUCAAGUGUGUACAAUAAUGUGGACUAUUGGUUUGAUGUUUACAUGGGAGCGCAGGAAUUUCAAAAAUUUUGAUGUUGCAUGGCUACUCAAGUACUUAUAUAUGUUGUCAAUUAGUUUAAUGGUUUUUUUAAGACAAAUUAGUUUAAUAGUUAAUAGUUAAUUACUUAUAAAUUGAUUACCUUGUUAGUUUUUAGUAUAUAAGUUGAAGAUAAUUUUUGUUUUCAUACAUUUU